Messenger RNA from Striga asiatica, 372 nucleotides. The record is from the annotation of a GenBank genome assembly. NCBI's taxonomy places the organism in Eukaryota, Viridiplantae, Streptophyta, Magnoliopsida, Lamiales, Orobanchaceae.
AUGCAAAGAGGAAUUCGAUUUGAAGUGAAGGAUGGGAAAUCAGUCAAAGUGUGGGAAGAUCCAUGGGUUCCUACAUUACCAAACUUCAGACUGAAAACUCCUUUGGGUGGCUGCAGAAACUUAAUGAAAGUCAGUGAGCUCAUGGAUAUCACAGGUAGAGGAUGGAAUCAUGUUGUGCUACAAAGUUUGUUCAAUCCUCAAGAGGUGGAGGAAAUUCGAAAAAUCAAAAACCUAGAUCCUUUAUCAAGAGACAGAGUCUGCUGGAAUUGGGAUGCCAAAGGGGAAUUUUCAGUUGCCUCUACAAAAGAAAAGAGUGCUCCAAUAAAUGAUGACAAAGAUAUUGCGCUGAAAUUCGGUAUGCUUUAUGCAUAA